AUGGUAGACGCGGAAGCGAACCCGCCGACAUGGAAGUUUACCCAAUGCUUCGGCGACAAGGGCGAUGUCGAGGACAUUACCGAAGCCGACAUCAUCUCUACCGUUGAGUUCGACCACACCGGAAACUAUUUGGCGACCGGUGACAAAGGUGGACGCGUCGUCCUGUUUGAGCGAAACGAGACGAAAAAAACUUGCGAGUACAAAUUCCAUACCGAGUUUCAAUCCCACGAACCCGAAUUCGACUACCUGAAGUCCCUAGAGAUCGAGGAGAAGAUAAACAAGAUCAAGUGGUGCCGGCGACAAAAUGCGUCGCACUUUCUGCUUUCGACCAACGACAAGACCAUCAAGUUGUGGAAGGUCUUUGAGAAGUCGCUGAAGGUAGUGGCGGAGAACAACCUGUCUCACGACCUGACGCCAGCAAACCUUGCCGGCGGCGGAGGUGCUCCAAGGGCGAUAUCGCAACCCCGGUUCAGGAAUGCUAGCGAGCUCAAGCUGCCGCGUCUCACCCACCACGACACCGUAGUGGCCGCCGUUCCCCGGAGGACCUACGCCAAUGCCCAUGCAUACCACAUCAACAGCAUUUCGGUUAACAGUGAUGGGGAGACAUUUAUCAGCAGUGACGACCUCCGCAUAAACCUCUGGAACUUGCACAUCCAGGACCAGAGCUUCAAUAUCGUCGAUAUCAAGCCAGCGAAUAUGGAGGAGCUGACCGAAGUGAUUACCGCUGCCGAGUUCCACCCCAUGAGCUGCAACUGGUUCAUGUACGCAAGCUCCAAGGGAACUAUCAAGCUUGCAGAUAUGCGAGAGAGCGCCUUAUGUGACCAACAUGCGAAACUUUUCGAGCAAGAGGAAGACCCUUCGUCGAGGUCCUUCUUCUCCGAGAUCAUUUCGUCCAUCUCAGACGUCCGUUUCUCCCACGACGGCAGAUAUAUCCUCUCCCGCGAUUACCUCACGGUCAAGAUUUGGGAUGUCAACAUGGAGAGACAGCCGGUCAAGACGAUCCCGAUUCACGAGCACCUUCGGCCUCGUCUGUGCGAUACUUACGAGAACGACAGCAUCUUCGACAAGUUUGAGGUUGUUUUCUCCGGAGAUGCUAAGAACGUCAUGACAGGCAGUUAUAAUAAUAACUUCAUGAUAUACCCGUCUGACCCGGACAAGGAGGUCGAGGUCGUUCUUCAGGCCGACAAGUCGGCCUUCAAGGCUAAGAAGGUUGGGGUUCCGACACCGAUCAACUCGGCGACGAGCCCAACCGCGAACGGAGGCAAAAAGGGCGGUUCACGAGCCGGUAGCCCGGCAGCUGGACAAGGCCAAAGAAUGCGCAAGGAGACGGACGCGGACCAGAUCGAUUUCAACAAGAAGAUCCUACACAUGAGCUGGCAUCCCUUCGAGGACAGCAUUGCAAUUGCAGCAACGAACAAUCUCUUCGUCUUUUCUGCGCUCUAG
Messenger RNA from Phialemonium atrogriseum, 1443 nucleotides. Its product is annotated as protein phosphatase PP2A regulatory subunit B. The transcript is spliced from 6 exons. Gene Ontology annotation, cellular component: cytosol; protein phosphatase type 2A complex. Gene Ontology annotation, molecular function: protein binding; protein phosphatase regulator activity. The record is from RefSeq and is a predicted model, not a curated record. The coding region runs from base 1 to 1443 and encodes 480 amino acids. NCBI's taxonomy places the organism in Eukaryota, Fungi, Ascomycota, Sordariomycetes, Cephalothecales, Cephalothecaceae.